UUGAAUUUGGUAAUAAACCAUGUCAUCGUGGGUUGGGGGGCGGGUAGGUGCAUUCUAGAAUUUGACAGCAGAAUCUGGAGCAAAAUAAAAGGUACCAAAGCCUAUUCUCUAACGGUAUUUUGAAAAUAUGGAUGUUCCCGCCCUCACUUCCGCAUCAACCAUUACCCAACUCCCUCAACGUUUUAACUCUAAACCAACGCCAACGCUGACACCGGCACCUCCAAAUCUACCUCCACCGUCACACCUAAUUCAACAUCCACGCACUAAUCUCAAGCACCAAUGUAAUAGAUCCAUAGACCUCACUAUUGCAUGGACUUCCUCCAUUUCCCGCCACUGCUGCAAUGGCCAACUACCUGAAGCCGCCUCACUCUUCACCCAAAUGCGUCUCGCUGCCGUUGAACCCAAUCACAUCACUUUUGCAACUCUUAUCUCCUUCUGUGCUGAUUUUCCCUUUCAAGGCAAAUCUAUUGGCCCUUCCAUUCACGCAUAUGUACGAAAACUAGGCCUGGAUACGUGUAAUGUUAUGGUGGGCACUGCGCUUGUUGACAUGUAUGCGAAGUGUGGUAAGGUCCAACUAGCAAGAUUGAUCUUUGAUGAUCUAAAGGUCAAGAAUUCAGUGUCUUGGAACACAAUGAUCGAUGGCUACAUGAGGAAUGGAGAGACAGGGAGCGCAAUGGAGUUGUUCGACGAAAUGCCUGAAAAAGAUGCGAUUUCUUGGACUGUGUUCAUUGAUGGGUUUAUUAAGAAGGGUCAUUUCGAGCAAGCACUGGAAUGGUUUAGAGAAAUGCAGGUUUCCAAAGUGGAGCCUGAUUAUGUAACUAUUAUUGCAGUUCUUUCUGCUUGCGCAAAUUUGGGUGCUCUCGGUUUAGGCUUGUGGAUACAUCGAUAUGUCUUAGAGAAAGAGUUUAGGAACAAUGUUAGGAUAGGUAAUUCGUUAAUCGAUAUGUAUUCCCGAUGUGGAUGCAUCGAGUUAGCUCGUCAGGUAUUUCACAAAAUGCUGAAGAGAACUUUGGUUUCGUGGAACUCCAUUAUUGUGGGUUUUGCUGCUAAUGGUUUUGCAGAAGAAGCUUUGGAGUACUUUGGGUUGAUGCAGAAAGAAGGGUUCAAACCAGAUGGAGUCAGCUUCACUGGAGCACUGACCGCUUGUAGCCAUGCUGGUAUGGUAGACGAAGGGCUCAAAUGCUUUGACAUUAUGAAGAGAGUGCACAAAAUAUCCCCUAGAAUUGAGCAUUAUGGAUGCAUAGUAGAUAUGUACAGCCGUGCUGGGAGGUUAGAAGAUGCAUUCAGCGUAAUAAAAAACAUGGCAGUGAAGCCAAAUGAAGUUGUCUUGGGAUCAUUGAUGGCUGCUUGUAGGACUAGCGGAGAUGUUGGUUUAGCUGAAAGGUUAAUGAACUAUCUUGCUGAUUUAGAUCCUGGUAUUGACUCCAAUUAUGUGUUACUAGCAAAUACAUAUGCAGCAGUUGGAAGAUGGGAUGGGGCAAGCAAGGUUAGGAGGACGAUGAAGGCCCUUGGUAUACAAAAGAAGCCAGGGAUUAGCUCAAUUGAAAUUGGAUGUGGCAUUCAUGAGUUUGUGGCUGGUGAUAAAUCUCACAAUGAAACCGAGCAUAUUUAUGAAAUGUUGGAGCUUCUGUCGUAUCAUCUAAAGUUAUGUGGUUAUGUUCCUGAAUCCAUAGCAAGUAAUGUGUCUGAAAAUGAUUGAAACACUGUCAAGUUGCAAGAGAGGAAAUAAUGUGAUUUGAAGUUGCUAAGCUAGUGAGAGAAAUCUAUCCAUAUCUCUGUUCUUGUAAGUAUAGCAUUAUUAGUUUUUCAUAGUAUCAUAAGACAUGUAAAUUUAUUAGCAUUUUACCUUUAACACUGUUAACCCCAAAGAGCUCGCAAGAUCACUUUGCAAUUGUUAUGCUCCAUCAGAACUAUCUUAGACCGCUGUCUUUUAGGGAAAAUAUAAUGAAAUUAUUAAAAUUACUGUGUAAAAUAUUCAAUCAAUCCACAGUAUGAACAAUUGUAAGCAUGAAAUUGAGGACUUAUAUGCCUGCAAUAUUUGUUCCCUUCUGAUCUUAAAA
Molecule: messenger RNA, 2060 nt
Organism: Ricinus communis (castor bean)
Lineage: Eukaryota; Viridiplantae; Streptophyta; Magnoliopsida; Malpighiales; Euphorbiaceae
Product: pentatricopeptide repeat-containing protein At1g05750, chloroplastic
Exons: 1
Coding region: 128-1699 (523 amino acids)
Biological process (GO): RNA modification
Molecular function (GO): protein binding; RNA binding
Source: RefSeq, a predicted model, not a curated record